GUCAUUUCGCUUUACUACUUUAUAAAUCUAGAAGACUCACUUUACCAUAACAGUUGCCGACUCCCAAACCCAUCUCUUAGUUUGUCCGCUUCCAGAAAAUACUCGGAGUUUUUUUCACCCCUUCAACUGGUUUUGCAAGUUCAGUUCUCUUCAGAUUUCUCAUUUUCUUGGUUGAAUUUCAUGGCUAUUGAAGGAAAGAUAAAACUUUUAGACCAUGAAAAAAGUAACUUUUUGGUUCUCAUCUCCUGUCUUUCGUCCAUUUCCAUGUUUGGACCUAUUAGUGGAGGGCAUAAGUAUUCACAAGCUAUUGCUCUGUAUACACAAGUGAUUAAGUUGAACAGUGAGAAAGUGGUGUACUGGGCUAAUCGUGUGUUUGCUCACAUCAAAUUGAAGGAAUAUUGCAGCAUAAUAGAGGACGGAGCUAAAGCUAUUGAAAUUGUCCCCAGAUAUUCAAAGCUGUUUGCAUGGUGUGGAUAUUCUGAAAGCUGAGUAGUGGAGAUAUGUGAUUUAUCAGCCUCUAUGCAAGUGAGAGUUGUCUUUUGAUGGAAUUCUUCCAUCAGGCACUAUCAACGACACUGAUAAGUUCAGAUGUAGGAGUUGGACAAGAUUCCCAGUCUAUGAAACUUAUUUUCGUCGGGAAUCGCCCUUUUAUGCUAGCUCUGUUGGGAGAUAAAUAUGGCGAUUCAGUUGAAGCAUGGGACUGUUUGAAUGAGAAUACAUGAAUAAGUAUGAAGAUAAUACAAAUAUCUGCGAUUUUCCUUUCUUAAUUUGAAGGAAUGAAAAUAUAGAGCCUACAUCUGAUGUGUAAAUUUUAGUGUUGGGCCCGUGCGCAGCACAGGCAUCACCAUCUAGUUAAAAUAUAAAAGGUAUAUUCGAAAUCACAUCAUAUUAUAACGUG
Molecule: messenger RNA, 898 nt
Organism: Lycium barbarum (goji berry)
Lineage: Eukaryota; Viridiplantae; Streptophyta; Magnoliopsida; Solanales; Solanaceae
Product: serine/threonine-protein phosphatase 5-like
Exons: 5
Coding region: 181-489 (102 amino acids)
Biological process (GO): post-translational protein targeting to endoplasmic reticulum membrane
Cellular component (GO): membrane; TRC complex
Molecular function (GO): protein binding; molecular adaptor activity
Source: RefSeq, a predicted model, not a curated record